Messenger RNA from Schistosoma bovis, 1643 nucleotides. Lineage: Eukaryota; Metazoa; Platyhelminthes; Trematoda; Strigeidida; Schistosomatidae. The record is from the annotation of a GenBank genome assembly.
UGUUAAUGAAUUUCAUUAAAAUGUUCAUUAUAUAUUUUAAUAAAUUUAAUUAUAUUUUAUUAUUUAUUGAAUUAUAUAUUAUAUUUGUAAAAUGUUUACCAAUAAAAGAAAAUCAAUUAUUAAUGAAUCAAUCAUUAUCUUUAACAAAAUUUAAUAAUACUACUUAUUAUAAUAAAUUAAUAACAAAUGAAUUGAAUGAUUUAUGGAAAGAUAAUUUGACACCAGUUAUUGGUAGAGUAAUAUGGUGUAUAAAUGAAUCAAAACAAAAAUGGUUAUAUUUGAAUAAAUUUGACAAUCAAAAUAUUAAUAAUAAUAAUAUUACUAAUAAAAAAAUUAUUUUAAUCAAUUCUGGAAAAUUCUAUUGUCCACAACCUAAUCAAUCCGAAGAUAUGAAAUAUUGUUGUGGACCAUUAGGGAAACAAAUAUGUUGUAAAAUAACAGAUACGCCAGGUUUAAGAUGGGGUAUACCACUUGGAGUAAUUGUCACGGUUAUAGUAUUUUUGACAGUUAGUUAUACAAUUCAAGUAUUUCGUGCUUGUGAUAGAUGUUAUCAUGAAUGUCCAAUAUUUACACCGAUACCAAAUGAUGCUGAAUUCCAGUGGGAUACUCGUUGGUAUACUGUAUCACAUGAAGGUAAUCGAUAUGGUGUAACAUUUCAUAGUCGAAUAUUUGCUAAUGAAUUUAUGAAAUGUUUAGAAGCUGAAUAUGGUCGAUGGAAUACAGCUAAUAUAUUAAAAAUACAAAGAGAUGGCCAAAAUUUUGUUAUUUUAAAUAUAUUUUUUCAUGAUCUUUUUACACCAUGGUUUUAUACACAAGGACCUAUUAAAAACGAUGAAGAAUGGAUUCGAACAGAUUUUAAAAAUAUUUGUCAUACUGUACAAGCUCGAUUGGCUGUGAACCCUCGAUUCAAAUGGAAUAAAUUUUCAAAAAAUUCAACAAAUAAAACACUAAAACAAAUAAAUCAAUUAUCAACCAACACAAAUAUAUCAAAUUUAGACAAGAAAAACAGUGAUCGUUUAUCAAAUCCUAAUACUGUUACAACACCAUGGACACCAUGGACUAAAGUAGCUUAUAUUCCAUCAUUAACUGAGGCAUCAGUUAAAAAAAAUUUGACACGUAACUCAAAUAAAAGUAAAUAUAAAACGAAAAAUGAAUAUAAAACUAAUCAACUGGUCAAUGUAAUUAUAUUUGAAGAUAUUAUUGAAUGUAAUGGUUUAGAUAAAGGUGUGCAAACGCAUCAGAAACGAUUACAAACACAUAAAACAACAAUUGAUCCAGUUGUAUAGAUGAUAGAUAGUGUAAAUUGAUGCAGUGAAGAUUAUUGUAUGAAACUGGUUGAAUCAGUUACACAUACUUUAUACAGAACCAUUUUGUUAUUGUUCUAUUCUGCAAGAGUUUACAGUUGGUGAAUAUCCUGGAUAAAAUUGAUACGAUUAUCAUAUUUAUUUUGUUAAAAAAACUAAUGUAAACCCAUUGAAGACUAUUCAGAAAUGCUGUAAUGGAACUUUCACUUUUCAUACAAAACUGUCAAUGACACCUAACAUGUUUAGUGAUUUUGUUGUGAUUUUAAAACCUCAUGUAUUUUUAAAUUGAAUGUAAUUUGUUACAAUCACUUGUGUUUUUUAUAUAAAAUUUACAAAUUA